CGGCUGGCGGAGCGCAGCGCCAUGCGGAGCCGGGCGCCGAGAUGCGCGGGUUGGAGACGCUCGCCGCCGCCGCCGCCGCCGCCUACCUGCUGCUGGUGCUGCCGGCCCACGCCUAUUUCGGGCUGACCAGGAGGGAAGCAUUAAUUCAGUUUCCUGUGCUGGCGUCCUCCACAAACCCUGCCCACGGGAAGGCUCACUUGAAGCAAUGCGACCUGCUCCGCCUCUCCAGUAAGCAGAAGAGACUUUGCCGGAGGGAGCCGGGGCUGGCCGAGGCGCUACGGGAUGCCAUCCGGCUCGGGAUUGUGGAGUGUCAGUAUCAGUUCCGCAACGAGCGCUGGAACUGCAGCCUGGAUGGGCGGAGCAACCUCCUGAAUCAGAGUUUUAAAGAGACGGCCUUCCUCUACGCGGUGUCCUCAGCAGCGCUGACUCACUCCCUGGCGCGGGCGUGCAGCGUGGGCAGGAUGGAGCGCUGCACCUGUGACGACUCCCCUGAUCUGGAAAACCGCAAGGCUUGGCAGUGGGGCGUGUGUGGCGACAACCUCAAGUUCAGCAUCCGCUUCCUGAAGAACUUCCUGGGCCAAAGGAAGGUGGGGAAGGAUCUGCAGGCCAAAGUGGACAUGCACAACACGAACAUGGGCAUCAAGGCUGUGAAGAACGGUCUGAAGACCACUUGCAAGUGCCACGGGGUCUCUGGCUCGUGCGCUGUGAGAACCUGCUGGAAACAGCUGUCCCCAUUCCACGAGACGGGGAGGCUGCUCAAGUUGCGCUAUGACCACGCCGUGAAGGUCCUCAGCACCUCCAACGACGCCAUGGACCACUCGGAACUGGCGCGUCCCCAGCGCCACGGCCGCUUGUCCAAGGGGACCGCCGCUCUCCGCCCCACAGACCUGGUCUACAUGGAGGACUCCCCCACCUUCUGCUCACCCAGCAAGUUCUCAGUGGGCACCGCUGGCAGGACCUGUUCCCGCGAGGUCAACUGUGACAGCAUGUGUUGCGGCCGGGGGUACAACACCCAGUCCCGCAUGGUCACUUUUGCCUGCCACUGCCAGGUGCAAUGGUGCUGCUAUGUGGAAUGUCAGCAGUGCAUGCAAGAGGAGGUGGUUUACACCUGCAAAUAGUCACGGACUGAACUUGGCAGUCGCAGGACUCAGAUCGGGCCAGGGAGCACCGUGCCCUGCAUUUUGUUCCUUCUUGGGACUUCUGUGUUUCCUGCCAGGUGGGGACCAAAGAGCCCCCAAAGCCGUUCCUUGGCCCUGGAGCUCGUAGCAUGGGUGCUGAGGGUGAGGAGGAAGCUAACUUGCAGGGUGGCUCUACUAAGGACAGGCGCUGAAGUUUCGCAGGCCUGUGCUUCUGCUAGGAGCUGCCUUGUGGGCGUCCUGGCUACGUCCCGUCUAACUGAGGACUCUGUGCUGCGUCCCAGGCAGGAUCCCAGGCAGAGGUCUGAAGUUGUGUUGAAGAGGAGAUGCCGGAGCGCAAACCUGGGUUGUUGCCCAAGCAAAGUUUAGUCACGCAGCCCCCCCUUCUCUUGAGCAAGGUGAGGGGGUCUGAGGAGCUAGUGUCCCUCAGCGGGGGCAGGGCAAGGACGAGGAGAACCGUUUGACGGGUGCCCAGAGAGAAGCCCCCUCGUCCCAAACUCCAUGUUCUGUUUGGCUGGGCCAGUCCUGAGGCCAGGGAGUUUUGCACGGCCCGCCCAGGCUGAGCAGAGCUGGCAUGCAUGGAGAAGAAAACCAGGAAGUUUAUCAGAAAGUCCCAGUGGGGAACACGUGAUGCUGGGGGGGGGGGGGGAUCAAUGAGAUGCUGCAGCAUAAAGAUCCUGAGCUCUGGUGGGAGGGAUGUAGAGGAGGAAAAGAGGGGGCUGAAAUUCGCAUUUGUGCAUCUAUCGGAGUGACUCGGUCAUUUCUGAUCACAACAUUUACUAGGCAGACUGUUCUUUGUGGGGUGGUUUGCCAUUGCCUUCCCCAGCCAUCUCCCCUUUGCCCCCAGCAAGCUGGAGACUCAUUUCACCAGCCUUGGAAGGAUGGAAGGCAGAGUCAGCCUCGAGCCGACUCCCUGAAAUGGGCUUCCAUUGGGAUCGAACUCAGGUCAUGAGCAGAGCUUCUGACGGCAGUAUGGCCAGCUGACCACUCUGUGCCACGGGGCCCCUGUGCAUCUGUGGGGUGGCCAAUUUCUCAGCAACUUUUCUCAGGUGGCCCUUUUAAGAAGUGGCUUAAUAGGCAAUGGGAAGGUUUUGGCAGCCUGGCUGACGGUGUGAUGAUGGGCACCUUCCUUUGCAUUUCCAGGGAGAGACGUGCACAGGAGCAGACCUGGCUCGCUCCUCCCUCCGUCAGCCCCGGGGUGUGUGACCGAGCGGCACUCCUGCUUCUCUCUUUCCCAGCAAGUGGUUCUGUGGGUUCUGUGUCAGGCUGCGCUUUCUGAGCGUCGCAACACUGCCGAGGCUGCUCUUGUGCUGCCUCUGCUCAUGUUUCAUUUCUAAACCAAUGGCUCACUUUUCUUCCCCAGACUAAGAGCCACACUGCAGGUUUUUUACUUCCUAAGAUUUAGCAUUUGCUGGAUUUCCCAGAUCUUAAAAUGCCAUUGAACUUGCCAGUGGAGAGUCAACACAUCUGGAUUUUUGACCACCAUAAAAACUGUCUAAUUAAGGUGGAGCUGACUUAUUAUUCGUGCAUUAACGCUAUUAGUGGUCCAUGGGGAGCGUCUCUUAGGGCCUUCUCAUGGGACUUGAGGAUGCUCGGCACUCGUUUGUGAAAACUAGGGGGUGGUGUAGAGGAACCCACCAGAUCACACACAGACCAAUCCAAUCCAAAAACCUUUAUUAGGCAUAAACCAGAAGUACCAUACGUUCCAAAUACAAAAACAGGAUCAUUGUUACAUAUCAUGUAGAACAUGGAUUAAAAAUGUAGCAAC
This is a messenger RNA of Sphaerodactylus townsendi, 2904 nucleotides long. RefSeq names its product Wnt family member 9B (gene WNT9B). The record is from RefSeq and is a predicted model, not a curated record. Gene Ontology annotation, cellular component: extracellular region. The coding region runs from base 42 to 1118 and encodes 358 amino acids. Gene Ontology annotation, molecular function: frizzled binding; cytokine activity. The transcript is spliced from 4 exons. Lineage: Eukaryota; Metazoa; Chordata; Lepidosauria; Squamata; Sphaerodactylidae. Gene Ontology annotation, biological process: canonical Wnt signaling pathway; cell fate commitment; neuron differentiation.